GAAGAUGAGAGAUCGCGGGCAGUGGCGGCAGGACGGUGAGAUCGGAACAGGGUGGGUCCGUCGCCGGCGACGAGAGGUACACGGCGAGUCACAGUGAGAAGUGAUUGAAGGCUGCUGCAAGCUGGUCUGACGGAUUAUUCGUGAAACGGAGCACGAUGGACGCGUGCCCGUCUUUCCUCCGCAGCCUGUCUGCGCUGCUCGUGAUCUCCUUCCUGUCGUCGCUGGUGCUACAGCCGCUGAUACCCUCCGUUCGCGCCGAGGCACUCUCAGAGCUCACAGCCAGUGCACUGGAACUCGACAGACUGUUCCAGGCCGAACAGAACAUAGUGAAGGAACUGGAGAAGUUUGUUCAACUGUCGGAGAGCAAGCUGGAGCUAGCCAAACGUUAUUUGGAAACGUACCGUGAGCACAACCCGAUGCUUCAGCCCAGCAACCCAGUGAGGGACUACAAGCUCAUGCAGCGCGUCGAAUCACUGUGGACAGAGGAGCUGUACACACCGGACCUUCUAGAAACUCUGACCUCAGUUCAGCGCCGCGUUGAAGAGUUCACCAACUCCGAGACAGGCACUCGGCCCGGCACAGAGGAGGCGCUGGAGACCCUCAGGGCAAUGGUGGAGGUGCAGUCCGUCUAUGAUCUGGAUGUGACCGAUCUGGCCGAAGGCAGACUCAUGGGACUCGAUACUGGCACAAAGAUGUCGGUGGACGACCUGCUGAAGCUGGCUGGCGUCAUGUGUGCCUCCAACGCCGUGGACAAGUGCCUCGUCUGGCUGGAGGGCGCUCUUCAGGUGGCCAUGGCCAGAAACCUGACUGACUGGGUGAACGACAUCAGACCCAGUUACACGGAUAUGAUAAAGAGGCACGACAAGAGACUGAGCCAGGGAGGUACUCCGGGCAUGCAACUGUUCCCCUACCCUGUGGGGGAUGGCUCCCCGAGGGCCAUGCAGAGAGAGCUGGAGGAACACAUCACAUUGGCAGACAAGGCAGCGGCCAUCAACAAACUCUGCCGCGGUACGGAGCUCAGGGAUGCGUCUCAACUCUCCAAGCUGUACUGCAAGUAUGAGAGACCUCAUCCCUACCUCUUCAUGCAACCCUUGAAGACAGAAGUGCAAAACAUCGACCCGUAUCUGUGCAUUUAUCACGACGUUCUCCGCAAGAGCGAAAUCGACCAACUAAUAGUCACCGCUAGACCACAUAUGGAGCGUUCGAUGGUGGGUAUCGGCCAUGACAGCUGGACGGGUCGCGUGUCCAGCAGCUCGCGGCUCGAGGACACCGAUCACCCGGUGGUGAUGACGCUCAACCGGCGCAUCGAGAUGGCCACAGGGCUGGACGUGACCAACCGAACUGGAUACGAACAGGAGAUGCUGCAGGUGUGCGAAUAUGGAACGGGUGGUCAAUUUUCGGCACAUCACGACUACCUCAACCUGGCAGACGAGGCUAUACUGCAGAGCUUUAUCGACAAUGAGGACGAUGCAUACAUCACGGGCGAGAGAAUUGCAACAAUCAUGUUUUACCUGAACCCCGUGCUACGCGGAGGUCGGACCGUGUUCCCCUACCUGGGCGUCUCAGUAGAGCCAGAGCAGGGCUCGGCCGUCUACUGGGACAACGUGCUCCCUGACGGCACCGCGGACGAACGCACGCUACACUCGGGCUGUCCAGUGGCAUACGGCUACAAGUGGAUUGCCAACAAGUUCAUCAGGGAGCUGUCUCAGACUUUCCGAAGACCGUGUCGCGAGGUCUAAACACAGCGAUAAGCCAUUCUCAUCUACACAAAACAGUGCCUUCACCCACGGGUUCGAGGAAAAUCCAGCAAUUCUAGCAUGAAACGUUUAUGAACUGUGAGAUGUUAAGUGUGUUAAGUGCAGGGCUGCGGAGUCGAUGGAUUUUCGGCGACUCCGACUCCGGCUUUCAAAAACCAGCUCCGACUCCGACUCCGACUCCGGGCAGAAUUGUCGACUCCGACCGACUCCAACUCCCGACUCCGACUCCGCAGACCUAGCAGGGCUACGGAGUCGACAGAUUUUCGGUGACUCCGACUCCGGCUCGGGUUUCUAAAAUCGACUCCGACUCCGACUCCGGUCACAACUGUCGACUCCGACCGACUCCGACUCCGACUCCGACUCCGCAGCCCUGGUUAAUUGUGUUCAUGCGCUCUCUGCAGUCUGACGUUGCCGUCGCACAUUGGGAAACAAACACUGGCAUCUGCCCGUGCUAUUGUGAUAGCUGUGAAAAGGGCCGUGAUGUGAUCAGGAAAUGAAUGUGAAUACUCUGUGCGAUACUCAAUACUCAUUGGAACGCUUGAGGUAGUGAGUUAAGUUGUUUAUUUUUACUCUACAACUUAACAUGAACACACUCUGGUGUGUUCAUAGUCAAUUAUUGCUGAGGUUUCCACACCCAGCGUACCUUCUUGCUAGUUGCUACUUGCUACAGACCCAGCGUACCUUCUCGCUACAGAACAGCUGUUCCGCUGUGUGGAUGGAGGUAUAUUUCAGUAUUUUAUAGGGGGUCAUUUUCCUGGGCUUUGCAGGAUGCUGGGUCACUGAUCCCAGAAAAAGUUACCUAUUAUUAUGAGGCACGUGGUGUGAUGUAAUACUUCCAUCCUUUUGCAAUGCGUACCUUUUUUAUCAGAAGUUGAUGACUGGACUUUGAUAAAGCUGGACCUUGAGCGAAGAGUGGAAAUUACGUUUUUAAGAUGGAUUGAUGUUUUAUACGAAUAGGCAAGGGAUGUGUAGGUGUUCAGACCACUAGUACAAUGCAAAAGUUGUUCUGUUAUUGCUGUUGUGGUUUGAAACGAAGGGAAUGUGUGUAACUGUAAUUAGUGGUGUACGGGGAUUGUUUCUAUAAGCAUCUUCCUUGUUUGUUAAACCCAAUAAAUAGGUAUCGUCUUUUUA
This is a messenger RNA of Amphibalanus amphitrite, 2888 nucleotides long. Its product is annotated as prolyl 4-hydroxylase subunit alpha-1-like. The record is from RefSeq and is a predicted model, not a curated record. Bases 156 to 1739 code for a protein of 527 amino acids. NCBI's taxonomy places the organism in Eukaryota, Metazoa, Arthropoda, Thecostraca, Balanomorpha, Balanidae. Gene Ontology annotation, molecular function: iron ion binding; L-ascorbic acid binding; procollagen-proline 4-dioxygenase activity. The transcript has 12 exons. Gene Ontology annotation, biological process: peptidyl-proline hydroxylation to 4-hydroxy-L-proline. Gene Ontology annotation, cellular component: endoplasmic reticulum.